Molecule: messenger RNA, 3879 nt
Organism: Hypanus sabinus (Atlantic stingray)
Lineage: Eukaryota; Metazoa; Chordata; Chondrichthyes; Myliobatiformes; Dasyatidae
Gene: astn1
Product: astrotactin 1
Exons: 23
Coding region: 1-3879 (1292 amino acids)
Biological process (GO): neuron cell-cell adhesion; neuron migration
Source: RefSeq, a predicted model, not a curated record
AUGGCGUUGCUGCCGGUGCUGCUUUUGGGGGCGUUCUGUGCCAUGUUGGGUACCGGCCUGGGAGCGGUGGAAAGCGAGCACCCCAAGGAUGGCGAGUGCAAAGUGAAGACGGUGAGCGUGUCGGCUCUGCCGUUCCUCCGGGAGAACGAUCUGAGCAUCCAUACCCCGCUAUCGUCGGAGCCCAAACUCCUGUUCUCGGUCAGGAACGAUUUCCCCGGAGAGGUGGUGGUUGUUGACGACCUGGAGAACACAGAGCUUCCCUAUUUCGUCCUGGAGAUAUCUGGCUAUGCUGACGAGAUCCCUCAUGUUCGCUGGAGGCAACAAUGGCUGGAAAAUGGGACCUUGCUUUUCCACGUUCACCAUCAAAAUAUUGCUCAUCGUUUACCAGGCCUGAUCCCAACUAUCUACUCAGAAUCAGACUCUGCUGAGGAAGAACUCCGAAUUCUUCACAUUUCUGUGAUGGGGGGAAUGAUUGCCCUGCUCUUAGCAAUCUUGUUCCUUGUCUUGGUGCUCUACACUCGGCGUCGGUGGUGCAAACGUCGCCGUGUCCCACAGCCACAGAAGAGCGCCAGUGCAGAAGCCGCAAACGAAAUCCAUUACAUCCCAUCGGUCCUGAUGGCGGGUCAGAACCGGGAGAGCCUGCGGAACUCCCGGCUGCAGGGGCACAACUCCAGUGGGUCGAUCAGUAUCCGGGAGACACCAAUCCUGGACGGUUAUGAGUAUGACAUUGACGACCUUCGCCAGCAGCUGCAGAGGGAGUGCAUGAAUGGCGGGGAGGAUUUUGGCAGCCAGGUGACACGCACGUUGGAUUCACUUCAGGGGUGCGAUGAGAAAACGUGCUUGGAUCUCACUCCAGGAAGUGAUACCACCAAGUUGUCACUCAUGAAUAAAUACAAGGAGAACUUCCUAGCCACCAGCCCCGUGGACAUCAGCCACCAGCAGACAGCUCUCCUCCCACGCAGCACCUCUGGAGGACAACGGAAGCGUUUCACAAGUAAAUCCAGAGCUGGAUCUGCCUUCUUGAACCCUGAAGGUGAUUCUGGGACUGAAGCAGAUAAUGAACCUCAGCUGACGUUCUAUACAGAUCCGUCCCGAAGCAGACGCCGUAGCAGAGGUUCUCCCCGCAGCCCCAUCAACAAAACCACCCUUACACUGAUAAGUGUGACAGGUUGUGUAAUUGGGUUGGUUUAUGGCUCUCAUGUGACCUGUCCUUUGUCUGUCAAAGUUAUUCUUCACGUUCCUGAGCAUCUUAUUGCAGACGGUAGCAGAUUUGUCUUGCUUUACGGAAGUCAACUUGUUGCCAGUGAUUGGCUGAACCCAGCCCAGGUUUUACUGUACUACCAGCAGAACAGUAGUGGGCCCUGGGUAAUGGAGUUAUGUGGGUGUCGUCUAACUGACCCUUGUGAGCAUGAGUGCGACGUGGAUACAGGAGAAUGUGGAUGCCAGGAGGGAUAUACAAGAGAUCCUGUGCACAAACACCUCUGCAUCAGGAAUGACUGGGGGACAAAUCAAGGCCCCUGGCCAUACACCAUGUUUCAACGUGGUUUUGAUCUAGUGAUGGGUGAACAGCCUUCAGAUAGAAUAUUUAGGUUUACCUACACUCUAGGAGAAGGAAUGUGGCUGCCACUUAGUAAAAGCUUUGUCAUUCCUCCAGCUGAACUUGCAAUCAACCCUUCAGCUAAAUGCAAGACAGACAUGACAGUGAUGGAAGAUGCAGUUGAGGUCAGAGAAGAAGCCAUGAUCUCUGCUUCCUUUGACAGCCUUGAGGUCCUUCUUGAUUCUUUUGGUCCUGUAAGAGAUUGCACCAAGGAUAAUGGGGGCUGCAGCAGAAACUUCUGCUGCAUCUCUGAUCGCAAGCUUGAUUCAAGUGGUUGUGUGUGCCCUUUGGGUCUCAGCCCAAUGAAGGAUGGCUCUGGCUGUUAUGACAGGCACAUUGGCAUUGAUUGUUCAGAUGGAAUGAAUGGAGGUUGUGAGCAACUGUGUCUGCAGCAGACUGUGCCUCUUCCAGAUAACCCCUCGCUCUACAACAUUGUGAUGUUUUGCGGUUGUAUUGAAGAUUACAAACUAGCUUCAGAUGGACGGAUGUGUCAGCUGAUUUCUGAAUCCUGCACCAGUGGUACAGAUUGUGCUGAUGCCAACAUUUCUCUAAAUCAGACCUGGUUCAGAGAUGUCUUCUAUGGUUACAAUAACCAGACUAAGGAGCUUGCACUUGGACAAGUGUUUGUUGGAACAUUCAGACAGAAGAAUUUUGUGACUGGCAUCCCGCAGCAACUGCCAGAUGGAAUGGUUGCCUCAGCUCUGCCCAGCGAGAGCCAGUGCCAGGAAGAACUAUCUGAGCCUGUACCAGAUCCAGACUACCUCACAGGAAUGGUGAACUUCAGUGAAGUGGCAGGGUAUCCGAUGGUACAGCAUUGGAAGCUGAAAUCAACUCAAUACCGUGUAAAGCUCAACCAACGUACACUUUCUACAGUAUUCACCCACGCUAUCCACUCUUUGGAUGGAGCUACCUUGAGGAAUGACUUUGCAUCUGUGCUGGAGGAAUUUGGCAAUCACUAUAUUCAAGAGGCACUCUAUGGAUUUGAGGAGACAUGUAUCAUUUGGUUUCCAAAUCGCUCCGUUCAGAAGCAACUAUGGAUGGAAUACCAAGAUAUCAGCAAAGGCAAUUCUCCAUCUGAUGAAUCUGAAGAGCAUGAAAAGGAUCCAAAAUCUUUAACUUUUCCAGCCUACAUUGGUAGCCUUCUUGAUUCUGGUGAUGAGCUCAUGGCCUCUGGAGUGAGAAUGUACUGUGAAAACAGGGGAGGUUGCCCGACCUCCUGUCACUUGUGUCAUCCGAAAGGGGGUCAGAACAUGCAGGAAGAACCUGUGUUGCUGGACGUCACCAAGGCAGCACCACUUUAUGAACUGCUUAGUGAUAAUGAAACACAAAAGGCAAUCUUUGAAGCAAUGUUGAGCCUUCUCUGGUGUUCAGGAGGCGGUGAUGUCAUUGAUGACUGGUGUAGAUGUGAUUCUACAACCUUCAGUGUUGACGGCCUACCAAACUGUGCUCCUCUGCCUCAGCCGACUCUGAGGCUGUCACCUGCGCAUGAGCCAAGCAGCUCACUGGUGGUGUUAGAGUGGGACCAUACUGAACCUGCGAUUGGGGUGAAGAUUGUAGACUAUCUCAUCAGCUUGGAAAAGGUCACCAUCACGGACCGAGCAGAAAUGUCUAAGGUAGAGACAGAAUCUGUGCUGAGUUUCGUCGACGACAUUGCUUCUGGAUCCAAGACGCCAUGUGUGAUGCUGGGGAAAGUUCCUGACACAGUGUCAAGCUCAAUAUCAUUAAUAAUCAGAUGCCUUGAACCUGAUACUACAUACAUGUUUUCCUUGUGGACUGUAGACAACACUGGAAGGCGCUCUAGACCAAGUGCGGUUACCGUCAAAGUCCCCUGUCCACUCGUGGAUGACGUUAAGGCUAAAGAAAUUGCCGACAAAAUCUAUAACUUAUUCAAUGGUUAUACAAGUGGAAAGGAACAACAAACUGCAUACAAUACGCUGAUGGAUCUGGGCUCGUCCACUCUACACCGAGUCUAUUACCACUACAAUCAGGACUAUGAGCACUUUGGAGAAUUUACUUGGCGCUGCGAAGAUGAGUUGGGACCGAGGAAAGCUGGCUUGAUCCUGUCCAAGUUGGAGGAGUUGAGCAGCUGGUGCAGAAGCCUCCUUCGGGAGCCCAAAAUCACUCUUGGCCGACUCUCCUUGAAGUAUCUCUCCUGCCGAUACAGUGAAAUGAGGCCCUCAGGAAUAAAUUGGCAGGAACUGAACACAGAGGUCAAGAAGAUCUGUGAGGAACAGUUCCUGACUGUGCUGUACAAUGACUAUGGAGAACAUAAAGACUUCUGA